Chaetomium fimeti is the source of this 1749-nucleotide messenger RNA. Its product is annotated as Argonaute complex, subunit Arb1. Gene Ontology annotation, biological process: regulatory ncRNA-mediated gene silencing. Bases 225 to 1655 code for a protein of 476 amino acids. The record is from RefSeq and is a predicted model, not a curated record. NCBI's taxonomy places the organism in Eukaryota, Fungi, Ascomycota, Sordariomycetes, Sordariales, Chaetomiaceae. The transcript has 3 exons. Gene Ontology annotation, cellular component: ARC complex.
AGGUUUCAAGCCUGACGCAAACCUCUUUCCGUAAGAUACACUUUGAAUUUCCCAACAGUGACCGAUUUCCCACACUUCUCCCGGUCGCUCUACCCAUUCCUUCAUUUCGCACACCGUCGUUAUUCUCGCGCAACAGCGACACGGAAGUCUGAAAAGCUUCUCAGUUACGCAGCGGCUUCCACGUGUCGCUCAUAAUUUCUACACGGAUCUACAGGUUGUACAAGAUGUCGUCUACUCUAGACUCUAGCUCGACACCAAUGGAGGAUACACAGAAGGACACGCCAGUUGACAGCGGCGAGUCACGGAUCGCCGAUACGGAAAAUGUGAAAGUGCAAGACGCCAAACCCAAGGAAGCCAAGAAGAAAUCGAAGAAACGAAGCACUGCGGCGAAAAAACGCGGGACUGGAUUCGAGGAGUUCUACUGCGACCCGCCCAUGACGCCAGCCGAGCACAGCGAAGAGAAAGACAUCAUCUACCCGCCGCAUCGCCCUUUCGUUGACCGCAUCGAGGAAUGCGUUCAGCGGUUCCGUGCCCGCCGCCGCAUGAGUCCGGAGCGCGAAGUGCUAUUUUCCAGAUACCUCGUCCUCGGCGGUAUCGAUGCCACCAUCAGACAAUUUCAAGGCACCCGGAAUAUUGGCGAUGAUGUUCUCGCGGACUCGAGCAAGAGCGCUGUCCGAGAGAUGACGGCCGACGACGUGAUUCAGCGGGGAGCAGAUGGAAACCGCAGCGUUCGGUUUUAUAACCCGAACUACCCCGACCAUUGGGACGUCGACUUCACUGGCGUCGCCGCGGGGUUUGUAUCUGAGCAUCUCCCUCAGUUGGUAGGCGCUAAGACCGACCAGUUCCUCAUGGGUGUUGAUGUGGUCCUCAACUUUCUCAAGUACGUUGAUCGUCAUGACGUAUGUCCCGAAUAUCGCGACGACGUUCGGAGAGCGCAGAAGGUUUGCAUGAAGGCCCUCGAAGAGUUGCCAGCUACGACGAAUCUGCUACGGUGGCUUCCGGGUCAUUUCAACACCGCUCUCACGGUGUUGUAUAUCAAGCCAGAAGACGACGACUCCUCGAACUUCAGCGUCUCCUUAGACCAGCCGCUGCCUGAUAUCAAGUUCGCCAGAGCCAGCUUAGCCGCUACCCUGUCAUGUUUGAUGGGACCCGACCGUUUCCCAACCAAUGCCGAGUGGUUUGUCACCGACAAGGACGAGCUAACCUUCGAGGUUCUCGAAAUUGACCUCCCGAACAACGCCACUCGUGCAAAGUACAAGACCCUCAAUCAACAUCUCGUCAACUACCCCGAUAUCCAUCCAUGCGGCACCAUCACCGCUCGCGCAGUCGUCAUCCGCAACGGUUGGGACACCACGGGGGCCACCAUCCCGCCCGACACGGGCAAGAAGUGCCAGUUCGUGUUGGAGGAGGGUGCCCUCCGCCUCCUGACGGUGGACAUGAAGCUGACCAUGGGCGUCUGCACGCUGAAUGUCGGCCUCAAGUUCAUCCACUACAUCAAGGGGAUCCUGCCGAGCUUUUACCUCUUUUUGCCGCAGGAGCUGAUGUUCCAGUACAAGGAGCCGGUCCCGAACGACCGUCCUUCGAGGAGCGUCCAUGACCCUGAAGAUGACGGGGAUGUCGUGGCUGGGAACCCGGCGGGCGACCUCGAUGACUGAAAGACUGGGUGGUGGUUGGCAAUUUUGGAGUUUUGGGGCGGUAGCCAUGGGGUGGUAGGUGAUAUGAUAGGCGCGGCUGGAGAUUCCCUAGAGC